Messenger RNA from Pseudocercospora fijiensis CIRAD86, 1302 nucleotides. RefSeq lists its product as uncharacterized. The coding region runs from base 1 to 1302 and encodes 433 amino acids. NCBI's taxonomy places the organism in Eukaryota, Fungi, Ascomycota, Dothideomycetes, Mycosphaerellales, Mycosphaerellaceae. Gene Ontology annotation, molecular function: ATP binding; ATP hydrolysis activity. Gene Ontology annotation, biological process: endosomal transport; vacuole organization. The transcript has 2 exons. The record is from RefSeq and is a predicted model, not a curated record.
AUGUCGAAUACUGAUUUUCUCGGCCGCGCGAUCGAACAAGUGAAGAAAGCAAUUGAACAAGACACUGCAGGCGAAUAUGAGAAGGCAUAUCAAGCAUACUACCAAGCGCUGGAGCUCUUCAUGCUGGCACUGAAAUGGGAGAAGAACCAGAAGUCGAAAGAGAUGAUACGGCAGAAGGCCGGUGAAUAUAUGGAGCGAGCGGAGAAGCUGAAGAAUCAUUUGGCAGAACAGGAUGGGAAACGAAAACCGGCGGCGAUGGGUGCUAACGGCAAGGCGUCGAAUGGGUCCGGGAAAGGCAACGACGAUGGUGAUGAGCAGGACGCAGACAGUAAGAAGCUCAGAGGUGCUCUGCAAGGCGCAAUAUUGACAGACAAGCCCAACAUCAAGUGGGAAGAUGUGGCAGGUCUGGAGGGUGCGAAAGAGGCGCUUAAGGAAGCGGUCAUAUUGCCCAUAAAGUUUCCACAUCUCUUUACCGGAAAGCGACAGCCUUGGAAGGGAAUUCUAUUAUAUGGUCCACCCGGUACAGGAAAGUCAUACUUGGCAAAGGCGGUUGCGACGGAAGCAAAUAGCACUUUCUUCUCAGUAUCCUCGUCAGAUUUGGUGUCAAAGUGGAUGGGAGAGUCCGAACGUCUCGUGAAGCAGCUCUUCAAUCUUGCUCGCGAAAACAAACCUUCAAUUAUCUUCAUUGACGAAAUCGAUGCCCUCUGUGGUCCUCGAGGCGAAGGCGAGUCCGAAGCAUCAAGAAGAAUCAAGACCGAACUACUCGUCCAAAUGGAUGGUGUGGGACGCGACUCGAAAGGUGUUCUGAUUCUUGGCGCAACAAACAUUCCCUGGCAACUCGAUGCAGCUAUCCGAAGGCGUUUCCAGCGAAGAGUACACAUUUCCCUGCCCGAUCAACCCGCUCGAAUGAAAAUGUUCGAACUGGCGGUUGGAUCUACACCCUGCGAACUGCAAGCAGACGACUAUCGGACAUUAGCGAAAUACUCCGAAGGCUACUCCGGAUCUGACAUCUCGAUCGCCGUGCAAGACGCGCUGAUGCAGCCUGUACGAAAGAUUCAAACCGCGACACAUUACAAGAAGGUGGAAGUUGAUGGACAGGAGAAGCUCACGCCCUGCAGUCCCGGAGAUCCUGGUGCUAUCGAGAUGAAUUGGACGCAGGUCGAGACGGAUCAACUGCUUGAGCCUCCAUUGCAGGUGAAGGAUUUCGUGAAGGCGAUCAAGGCCUCGCGGCCGACUGUGAGUCAGGAAGAUCUCAAUCGGAAUGCGGAAUGGACGAAGGAGUUUGGUAGUGAGGGCGCGUAG